UAUAUAUAUCUAUAUAUUCAUCUAUCUAUAUAUAUCUAUAUAUUCACGUUGCGUUAGAAACGCGCGAUUUAAAUUUACCAUCGGGUGCGUACGUACUUUUGUAUCGGUAUCGUUUUUCAACGCGAAAUCACGCUAUACGCGCGAAUAUUCGCGACGGAGUCACGUUGAUACGCUUAUUGCCGAGCGAAGAGACAGGGAACGAGUGUUCCGUCGUGCGUGAGAACGAGAGAGAGGAGACGCGCCGCAACGCUUCGUAGAGAAAGGAGCCUCUCCGUGGAAUCUCCUCACGCUCCCCUCCGACACACUCCGACACACUGCACAAGGUGUCGAAGGCACGUCGCCGCGUAUUCGACCGAAUUUCGCGACCCAUAAGCGUGAGAGAGACAGACGCGAUAGACAGACAGAGGGAGAGAGAGAGAGUAAGGGAAAGAGAGAGAGAGAAAAAGAAAGUGCGUAUACGUGUGUUGUGCGAGAGAAAAAAAGGGAAGUAGACGCGAUCAAAGGCAAUAGAGAAGGACAAACGUGGAAGAGAGAGACGGAAGAAGCGAUCGAGUGGGAGAGAUACGGCUUCCUAAAGCGUGGGAUAGAGCGAGAGGAGCGAGGAAUCGGGUGGAGCGAGAGAAACGGAUAGAGGGACUCGACGGAGAAAGCGUGACGGACGUAUUCCGUGGCGAGAUCGAGUGGUGAGAAGGGACAGAGAGAAAGAGAGAGUCGAGCACUCGGGGACGAGCGCGAGCGAGAGAGAGGGCGCGAGAGGAGAGGCACAGUCAAGUGGAGGGGGUAGAGGCGCAACCCGAGCGGUGCUGCCGCCUAUUGGCAACGUCGCGUCGGCUCCCCACCCGGGCCAGUGUCGAGCGAGGUCCGAUGGAGAGUGCUUUACAGUAGUGUGAUUAUCCCUCGAGACGUCGUCGUGGUGUCGAGAACGUUCGCUUGUACUCUACGCUCGCCGAGCGAUAUAGACGGGCGCCUGGCAACCGUAACUCUCCUAGUGCGCGCAUUUUUCCUAUUUAUUCCCACUUUGAUAUAUACAUAAUUCCGCUCGCGUAUAUACGUACAUAUACGCGUAACGCACAUCUCGUAACGUCCUCUCGGAUCUCUCUGUUGGCGAGAGUCGAGAGAGUCCGUAACGUCGCUCGGUACUCUCGUACUCUCCCACCACCGUGAUCGAUUUCCCACGCGACGCGCUUACUCGCGCCGCACUGGUGAGGGAGUCCGCGAGGGUGAAGUAGGAUUCCUCGGCGAGGAGCAGACGAGACGCGACGCGGCAACGCCGCCCGUGGCAGCGACGGUGGCGGUGUUAGCGGCAGCGAUAGAGGCGGCAGCGGCGACAGAGAUAGAGGCAGCAGCAACGGGGACGGCGGACCUCGCGUUUUACGGAGCAACGGCAGCAGGCGGCGUUGGUGCUGCGCCCCGACGGCCGUCGAUCGAAGCCCGCGUUAUCGCAAUGGCUUCCGUGAAAGACACCGCGACUUUCUUUGCGGAGGGCACCGCGACACAGUUCGAACACGUUUUCAAACUUUACCCACAGGCGUUGCGCCUCAAGGCCGAUCACAAAUCGAAAAAGCCCGAGGAGCUGAUCAAGCUAGACAACUGGUAUCAGAAUGAGCUUCCUAAGAAGAUCAAAUCACGCGGCAAGGACGCGCACCUCAAUCACGAGGAGCUGGUGCAGACGAUGAAAUGGAAGCAAAUACGCGGCAAGUUUUAUCCACAGCUGUCCUACCUGGUGAAGGUGAACACACCGCGCGCCGUGAUGGCGGAAACGAAGAAAGCAUUCAAAAAGCUUCCGAAUCUCGAACAGGCGAUUACGGCGUUAUCGAAUCUGAAGGGCGUCGGUACCACGAUGGCGUCCGCCCUGCUUGCUGCAGCGUCGCCGGAAAACGCGCCCUUCAUGGCUGACGAGUGCCUGAUGGCGAUACCGGAAAUCGAGGGCAUUGAUUACACCACUAAGGAAUACCUAAACUUCGUCCAGCACAUUCAAAACACUGUCGAGAGGCUGAAUAAGCAGACGUCAAAUGGUAAGACAUGGAGCCCACAUCGAGUGGAACUGGCGCUGUGGACACACUACGUGGCAUCCGAGCUGAAGCCAGAGUUGCUCGAUGGCAUCCCGGGCUCGACGGAGAAUGGCAACUCGCACGGUGCCAGCAAUGGUGAGGCAACGGAGCCAUCGGAUGAUAGCAAUCAGGAGACGGUAGCGAAUGGCAAGGACACAGCACCGCUCGAUCCGGCAGCGAUCGACGAGAACAGCACGACAACAUCUUUCACCGAAGAUUCGAUGGACAAGCCGGCGACACCGAUCACUGCCGGCGAUCAUGCCGUCGUAGGCGCCAGCGAAGACACAAAUGAUUCCAUCAUUACCAACGACAGCAGCAACAACGCGACGCCACGACCUACCGACAGCGAGGACACCGAAGAGGACUCGCAAGAUGCGCAGGAGCCGCCCACCAAGAAGAGCAAGAAGUGACCCGAUCGGCUCGGUGACGCGACAAGCAACAACGUCAGCACUUUCGUGCCCGCCAGAAGUCUGUCGAUCAUUGCGGCACCGCGUCGUCGAUUCUGAGUCAUCAAUCCGGAUGAUGGACCGACGGACGGACGUACGACGGAUGGACAGACGAACGGAUAGGUAGAAUAGAAGAUGGAUGCACGGACAGACGGACGGACGCGGAUGGAUGGAUGAAUUAUUCUAUUUGCGCGAUUGCUUGGACGGAGCAUAGCCGCUCGCUUCAUCCUCGGCUCUUAUUGCGGCAGGGGGAGCGAGAAAAAAAAAGGGAAAGGAUUCGUGGGAUUCCAGAAUAUUGUGGAAUUAAUGUAUUUUGAAAUCCUCGAAUCUUUUAUCUCACUCUUUCUCUCCCUCUUCUGGUCUUUUCCGCAUCUCGUCCAUGAUUAUGUCUCGUUUUCUUACGGCUCCUCCUGUUCUGGUAAAGAUUUUUACCGAGUGACCGACGAAUAUGCACUCUCGUUGAUGCUAAAUGUCAGCUGGUGAUACAGCUAAAUUCUCGUUGUUGUUCGGACAAUCUCGUGCAUUCGUGUAAAUGUCAACAAGAGUUUUGCACCGUCUUUUGAUUAUGGAUCUCCUGUACAAAGUAUGUUGGAGCGGACAAGGAAACGUGAAAGUACAUAUACUCAAUGUUGCUUAGAAAUAAAAAAUUUUCGCGAAUAUAUACCUAUAAGAGAUAAGCCUUUAUAUCUCUAUUAACGAUAUUUUGUUGAUCUUUUGUAAUAUUAAUUUCUUUGAGAUUAAUAUAUACAUAUCUCGAACUCCCUUGAAAUGUCUUAUAUAAUGUAGUUUAAGAUCUUUAAAUUUCUUUGGAGAUUUACUGUGAAACUUUCCAAGUAUCUUACGUUUGUUCAAAUGCUAAAAAAUGAAAUGUGAAAAUGUGAAAAUUAACACAAUUAAGAUAUGCUUAAAUUUUCUCUUGCUGAUAUAUGUUUCGAAUCAUUUACGUUGUUGGAUCUUUAAAUCCGCCCGAAUGCCCUUUUCUUCCACGACUCCUUGAUCGCCGCUCUUCAACGCAAACACAACUGCCGUUCUACAAACAAGAAGAUGAUGCAAAACUAUCUUGAAAUAUACAUUUCUCGUCCAUUUUCUAAUCCACCUUUUCACAGUGUCAUGUCCUAUAAAUAACGAGACUCCUUCGUUCUAUUUAUUUUCAAUCGUCGCAAUAUUUGAAAUUUCCAAUCGUGGAACUUAUUUGUUGUAUAUUUUUUUCUUCCUUUUCUUCAAGAUAAUUCGAAUAAAUGAUUAAUUUAAAAAAAAAUAUAAAGCAGUGUUGCAUCUUUACGUGCAAAUAAUCAUAGAUUUUACGAAUAGAACCUGUAAAUUUUGACUUCAAUUAUGAAAUAUGCACUUAUAAUACAUAUGAGAGUUGAAUAUAAGAGAAAAAAUAUAAUGAGAAUGAAUAAAAACUAGAUGCAAUUUUUUAUUUUUUGUCUAUUAUGAGAACCAUCUAAAGCGAGAUUCAAGAACGUAAAUACAGCUCUACAUGAGCGUAAAUAUCCAUUCUAGUAACAUAAAACUUUACAAGUCUCCCAAUUGAAAAACUAGUUCUUGAAUUAAAAAAGAUAAAGAUUCUUUGAAAUAGUUUGCCACAAAGAUUGUUUUAAAAAUAUUAAAACAUUCAAUUAAAUAUUUUUGCAUCCUUAAAGUGUUCAAUAUUUCGAUUUUUGAAAAGGAUCUUCAUAGAAUCAUAGAUACUCUUUUCAAGACAUAAAUCGUUUCUAGUUAUUUGAUAAUCAAUGAAGUUUUAGUUUUGCGCGACUUUUGCGAUUGAAUUAACGUGCGGUGGAGUUCUCGAAUUAUUCCUUAGGAAGAGAUGAUCAUUGUUACAAAAAAACGAGAGAAGAAAAAAGAAAGAGUGAGAGAAGGAGAGAUGUAUGUGAAUGGAGAGAAGGGGAGAAGAGAGCAAACCACUCCGUGAGCAGUAAAAAAAAAACAAAAGCGAAAAUACUGGACAUAAUGAUAAUAUUAAUAUUAAUAAUAAUGAUAAAUAAUUAUUAUAAUUAUAAUUAUUAUAAUACCGAAUCAUUACCAUAAUUUAUAUACCUAAUGAGAAAACUGCAUGUCAGAGUGAUGCAUGGAGCAAACCAAAUACCUUGUAAGUAAAAAAAAAAAAAAACUUUAGAAGGAAAUAAAAGUAAUGCUUUCAGUCCAAAAAA
Camponotus floridanus (Florida carpenter ant) is the source of this 4653-nucleotide messenger RNA. RefSeq lists its product as uncharacterized. The transcript is spliced from 4 exons. The coding region runs from base 1445 to 2461 and encodes 338 amino acids. NCBI's taxonomy places the organism in Eukaryota, Metazoa, Arthropoda, Insecta, Hymenoptera, Formicidae. The record is from RefSeq and is a predicted model, not a curated record.